AUGGAUACAUAUGUUCCUGAAGAACAUAUUCUUCAAUCAGAAAACGAUGAAUAUUUAAUAAAUGAACAAGAAGAUAUUGAAUUAAUCGAUAAAUCAUCGAAAACAAUAACUACUUAUGAUGAUUUUUCAAAAUCAGAACAAAUAUCAAAACGAAAACAUUGUCAACCAUCAGAAUUACCUGAAACAAUAACAAUACUCAAAGAUGAAACAACUGACGGAACAAUUUAUCUUGUUGGAACAGCACAUUUUAGUGAAAAAAGUCAACGUGAAGUUGCAGAAAUUAUUCAAUUGACUCAACCAGAUAUUGUUAUGGUUGAACUAUGUCAAAGUCGUGUUAAUAUUCUUUCACUCGAUGAAAAUACAUUGAUGAAAGAAGCGUCAGAAAUGAAUUAUGAAAAACUUCGAACCAUAAUUAAAGCUAAUGGAGUUAUUCAUGGAAUUAUUCAUGUACUUUUAUUAAGUAUGACAGCUCAUCUAACUAAACAAUUAGGAAUGGCACCUGGUGGCGAAUUUCGAACAGCUUUUCGUGAAGCUCAAAAAGUACCUGGUUGUAAUCUUGUACUUGGUGAUCGUCCAGUUGGUAUAACAUUGAAACGAGCGAUUAAUUCUUUAUCAACAUGGAAAAAAAUUCGUCUUGUUUGGUCUCUAUUAACAUCAAAAGAUAAAAUAACAAAUGAAGAUGUUGAAAAAUGUAUGGAACAAGAUAUGCUCGAAAAAUUCUUAUUAGAAAUGAGUGACCAAUAUCCAGAAUUAUCUCGUGUAUUUGUAACUGAACGUGAUCAAUUUUUAUCAUAUUCAUUAAGAAAAUGUACGCAAAAAAUUCCGAUUGAAACAAAUCAAACUGGUUUUGUGCCUGCAACAGUUGUUGGAGUUGUUGGAAUUGGUCAUGUACAAGGAAUUAUUAAACAAUGGAAUCAACCAACUAUUAAUGAUAUUCAACAUUUAAUGAAUUUGACAAUCGACGAUAAACCAACAGGUCGCUCAUCAUUGUUACCUUAUGCUUCAUUGUCAUUGAAAAUCGCAUGUGUCGGAGCAGUUGUUGCUGGUAUUGUGCAAUAUACUCGCUAUCGACUUCGUUAA
Molecule: messenger RNA, 1080 nt
Organism: Rotaria socialis
Lineage: Eukaryota; Metazoa; Rotifera; Eurotatoria; Philodinida; Philodinidae
Source: the annotation of a GenBank genome assembly